CUAAAUGUUGUUCUAUGUGUGCAGUAGUGGUGCAAUUAAAUAAACCUUUGGACGGUAAGUAUCUGAAAGUAAUAACAAUGAAGAAGAAAUUGCACAAGCCGGGUGCCGUGUUUAUUUAAGAUAAAAAUCUCCUAAUGAUACCAACAUAGUGAUUUUUUUUUAGUUCUACUCAUUUGGAGAUAUGUUAAAUCACAGGCUUUAUGUCAGGUCACAACACAUUAUGUCAUUUGCCUUCAUGCCCUCCUUAGAUGCUUUAUUGUGUCUUGUUUGGGAGUAUUAUUUUGUUGUAAUAUAAAAAUAUAAAUGUGAAGCAUAUAACUGUAUACAAGUCUACCUAGCUGUCUCCAAAUAAAUAUGCAAUCAUAACAUAUUAUAGUAAGUAGAUCUUUGUUGGGUGACGAUAUCUGACUCAUUUUCCGACACAUCGGAGUCAGUUGUAGCAACUCCAUAAACAACUCUGCAGAGAUGCCUACCGCAAUGGUUUUUCUUGCAAAAAUGUGUCAUUGAACAAGAUACAACUAGUCAGCAUUUCGUGAAAACGGAGAUUUCCCGUCGAAUUGGGACUCUCCUUUCUUCGCCCUCCUAAACCACGAAAGGGUACACGCCUCUUCACGUCACUUAUGCGCUUGGAUUUCUGAGAUUCUUCCCAAAACUAUUUUGUCGGAGAGCCGCCGGAACUAUGCUCUCACGGCUGAAACCCGCUGUUGGAGGCGGCCCCCCAUCAGCGGAUAAGCGCAGAAAGAAAGGCAAACGGCUGCCGCAGCUGGAAGAUUUAUUAACUCAGCGAGAUUUCACUGGGGCCAUUGCCCUUUUAGAGUUUAAGAAUCAGGUUGGAGAACAGGAGGAAGAUGCAGACCUCUGGAUUGGAUAUUGUGCUUUCCAUCUGGGUGACUACAAGAGAGCACUAGAGGAGUAUGAGAAUUUAACCAAGGGAUCUGCCUGCAAUCCUGAUGUGUGGGUGAAUCUAGCAUGCACUUACUUCUUCUUGGGAAUGUAUACACAAGCUGAACAGUCUGCUUUGAAAGGUCCUAAGAGUAGACUUCAGAAUCGUAUGUUGUUCCAUCUAGCACACAAGUUUGGUGAUGAGAAGAAACUGAUGAACUUCCAUCAGAAUUUGCAGGAUAUAACAGAAGACCAGCUUAGUUUAGCAUCUAUACACUAUAUGCGAUCUCAUUAUCAAGAAGCUAUUGAUAUCUACAAGCGCAUACUGCUUGAUAACAGGGAAUAUCUAGCCCUCAAUGUAUAUGUGGCCUUGUGUUACUACAAGCUGGAUUACUAUGAUGUCUCUCAAGAAGUGCUAGCUGUUUACCUUCAACAGGUUCCUGAUAGUACUAUUGCUCUUAACUUAAAGGCUUGUAAUCAUUUCCGACUCUACAAUGGAAAAGCCGCUGAGGCAGAGCUUAAAAGUUUGAUGGACAGUGCCUCAACAUCAUUUGAAUUUGCUAAAGAGCUUAUUAAGCAUAACUUGGUGGUAUUCCGAGGAGGGGAAGGGUCUCUCCAAGUACUCCCUCCACUGGUUGAUGUCAUUCCUGAAGCUAGACUGAAUCUAGUCAUUUAUUAUCUUCGGCAAGAUGAUGUACAGGAGGCUUACAACUUGAUUAAAGACCUGGAACCUGCAACCCCUCAGGAAUAUAUUCUGAAAGGAGUAGUGAAUGCAGUACUUGGACAGGAAAUGGGUUCAAGAGAUCAUUUGAAAAUUGCUCAGCAAUUUUUCCAACUGGUGGGAGGAUCUGCUAGUGAAUGUGAUACUAUCCCUGGGAGACAGUGUAUGGCUUCUUGCUUUUUUCUGCUCAGGCAGUUUGAUGAUGUCCUAAUAUAUCUCAAUUCAGUGAAGAGUUAUUUCUAUAAUGAUGAUACUUUUAACUUUAACUAUGCACAAGCCAAAGCUGCUACUGGAAAUACUAGUGAGGCUGAGGAGGUGUUCCUCUUGAUUCAAAGUGAGAAAAUAAAGAAUGAUUUUGUUUACCUCAGUUGGCUAGCACGCUGCUAUAUUAUGAAUAAGAAACCAAGAUUAGCCUGGGAACUCUACCUAAAGAUGGAAACUUCAGGAGAAUCCUUUAGUCUUCUGCAACUAAUUGCAAACGACUGCUACAAAAUGGGCCAGUUUAUUAUUCUGCUAAAGCUUUUGAUGUCCUCGAAGAUUGGAUCCUAACCCUGAAUAUUGGGAAGGCAAAAGAGGAGCCUGUGUUGGUAUCUUCCAAGAUGAUUGUUGCUGGCAGAGGCCUAAGUAUAUACACUG
Messenger RNA from Thamnophis elegans (Western terrestrial garter snake), 2239 nucleotides. It is a transcript of the gene IFT56, whose product is annotated as tetratricopeptide repeat domain 26. Gene Ontology annotation, cellular component: ciliary base; intraciliary transport particle B; ciliary basal body. Gene Ontology annotation, molecular function: intraciliary transport particle B binding; protein binding. Gene Ontology annotation, biological process: intraciliary transport involved in cilium assembly; intraciliary anterograde transport. The coding region runs from base 680 to 2152 and encodes 490 amino acids. Lineage: Eukaryota; Metazoa; Chordata; Lepidosauria; Squamata; Natricidae. The transcript has 17 exons. The record is from RefSeq and is a predicted model, not a curated record.